AUGUCAAAUGUUGAUAAUAAAGAGAAAGAAAAGGAACCAGAGAUACUACAACAAAUAACAAACUUUUUUGACUCUCUUUCAUUAUCACUGUCAUCUUUGGGAUCGACACCAACUCCUCCACCAGUAGUAUCGACAACCACAACAUCAUCAACAAGUACUACUACAUCAUCGAAUCUACUUCCACCAUCUUCAGCAGCAGCGGCAGCAGCGGCAUCAGCAUCAGGAGGAGGAUCACAUCAUGGUCAUUUACAAAAACAAUUAUCAUUUAACAAGUUGAAUAAUGCAUCAUCAAUAUCAACACAUGGAAAUGAAUUGCAAGGUGGUAAUCUUACCCAAACACCAUCUACAAUGGUACGACUCAAAUCAAUGUCUCCGACGAGUUCGCAGUCACAGUUUCCAGCAUUCUAUCAGUACGCUCAAAAGACAUUGAAAGAGUUGGAUGAAAAUCGAUUGCUCUUGAUUGAACACCUCAAAUCGGUCAAGUUUAAUUUGGCGACACAGUCGGCCAGCAACUCUGACGACGAUCCAAUCUCUGUAUACAAGAUUAGAAUGGAAUUGGCCAAGAGAAAGACAUCACUUGAAAGUGAACUCAAACAACUAGAUGAAAUGCUUGGCACUAAAUCAUUUGUUGAAGAACCAAUUGAUGGAUUCACAAACUUUUUAAAUAUGAUUAUCCCCGAUUCUUCAACUACUCCAUCAUCUACUCCACAAAUGUCGGGAUCAGGAAUAGGAUCAUCCUUUACUUCAACAGACACUACCUAUAAUAUUCCACAUCAACAACAACGUAGUAAUCAUCAUAUACCAAACUCUAUCAUUCCAACUUCAACACCAUUAGAUAAUCCUGAUCCCAAUCAACCAAGAUUUCCACCACGUGAAAAUAUCAACGCCAAACUCUAUGUUGAUUGUGAUGAUUAUUUUGCUGCUUCUGCUUUAGCUAUCGAAAAUGCAACAAGAGAAGUAUUUAUAACAGCAUGGUUUUUAUCACCAGAAGUAUAUUUGAUUAGGUAUCCAGUACUUGAUAUUAAAUAUAGAUUAGAUAAUUUAUUACAAAGAAAGGCAAAACAAGGUGUAAAGAUAUUUAUCCUCCUAUGGGAUGAAACUAAAAUUGCUACCUUUAAAGGAAGUAAAAGAGCAAAAGAUAAAUUAGAAGAACUUCAUAAUAAUAUUAAAGUUAUUAGACAUCCUCCUUUUACUCCAAUAUAUUGGUCACAUCAUCAAAAAACAUUAAUUGUUGAUCAAGAAAUUGCAUUUGUUGGAGGUGUUGAUUUUUGUUUUGGUAGAUAUGAUAAUUGGUGUCAUCAUUUAAUUGAUGUAAAUUCAACUUUAUGGCCUGGAAAAGAUUAUUAUAAUCCAUGUUUAGGAGAAAUGGGAGAUAUAUUUGCACCAAAUGAAGAUUCAAUUGAUAGAAAAAAGAUAGCACGUAUGCCAUGGCAUGAUAUUAUGGUUGGAGUGAAUGGAUUGGCAGCAAGAGAUGUAGCAUUGAAUUUUGUGUUGAGAUGGAAUCAUCAUAGAGACGAUUACUAUCCACCACUCUAUUUCAAUACGACACCACUCAUUUCCAAUGGGUCUAGUACAUGUCAAUUACUUAGAUCGAUGGAUGAAUGGUCUGGUGGUGGCCGUAAUGAACGUUCGAUCCACACUGCCUAUAUACAAGCAAUCGAGGAUGCCAAUCAUUACAUUUAUAUUGAAAAUCAAAACUUUGUCUCUACACAUGCACCAGGAGUAUGGAACCAAAUAUCUUUUGAAAUUGUCAAGCGUAUUAAAAGAGCCAUUCGAAAACGUGAAGUGUUUCGUGUCAUUAUCGUGUUGCCGUCACAACAGGAUGGCAAGUUCCAAGAAGAGACGCAUAUUCGUGGUUUGAUGCAUUGGCAGUACUUGACGCUGAUCAGAAAUGAAAACUCGAUUGUCAAGACACUAAAGAGAGAGUUUCCAAACGAAGAUCUCAGUGAAUACAUUGGAUUCUAUUCUUUGCGUACACAUGCCUGUCUCGAGGGCAACUAUGUCACUGAGCAAAUCUAUGUGCACUCGAAACUGAUGGUAAUCGAUGAUCGUGUGGCUAUUGUCGGUUCGGCCAAUAUCAACGAUCGUUCACUCAACGGUGAGCGUGACAGUGAGCUGGCAUUUAUCAUUCGAGACGAAAAGGAUAUGAUAAAGACACGAAUGAAUGGCAAGGAGUAUAUGGCCAGUCGUGUAAUAUACAACUUUCGUCUACGUCUUUGGAAAGAACAUAUUGGUCUACUCCCACAUAUUGACCAUCCACCUCUUCAAACACCUCCAGCUUCAUCACAACUCAAUAUGCAACACAAACUCAAUAGUAUUCAUCAAUCUGGAUCAUUUUCAUCUUCCUCUAUCCUUUCAUCUAUAUCUUCAUCUCUAUCUUCUUCUCCAUCCUCCUCUUCAUAUAGUAGUACUGUAAAUCCAAAUGUAGAUACAAAUUUAAAUAUUAAUCAAAAUAAUAAUAAUAAUCAAAAUAUUCAAAAUAAUAAUAAUAAUAAUCAAAAUAUUAUUAGUAAUCAAAACACUAGUUCAAAUAGUUUACCAAUUAAUAGUCCACCACUUACAAUCAACUCACAAUAUAGAAUACCAAAACAAUCUCAUCAUCGUAGUAGUAGUUUCCAAGGACCUUCAUCAUCAAACAAAACACCCAUUUCCUCACUUCCAUCGUCACCAUUGGAUUCACCACAACACUCGCCGAGAAAGGCAAAUAUCAAUCAAGCCACUGAACAACCACCUUCACAAAUGUCCUACUCUCCCUCGUCAUCAUCUGAUCCUCCUCCUUCAUCACUUACCCUCUCUUCGCCGAUCUCCCAAAUGAUAACAAAGGAAAAAGAGAAUAGAGUGGGAGCAGACAAGAAUGAAAUAUUUGAAGUGGUCAAUGUAUCCAAGAAUAUUAUAGAUCCUGAAAAUGUUAUUAUUGAAGAUUAUAAUUCAGACCAAAAGGAAAUUACCAACCAAAAGGAAAAAGAAAAAGAAAAGGAAAAGGAUUCUUUAAUUAAAGAAACAUCUUUUAUUGCUCCUCUUCCAAAUCCAACAACAAUACCAUCAUCGCAACCACCACAAAAGGUACAACAUGAUCAACCACCACCAACAACAACGAUAAACAAAGUAGUUUAUGUUUCUGAAAUUGAUUCACCAAAACUUCAACCAAGAUCAUUGUCAAGUUUAUAUUCGGAAGCCAUUGAAUCAAGUGUAGUUGGUGGUAUUGAUCUAACGGAUCCAAUCGAUAGUUCAUUCUAUAUUGGUGUAUGGAUAGCAACAGCAGCUUCAAAUACUCGUAUCUAUGACACUGUGUUUGCAGCCAUUCCCAAAAACUCGAUAAAGACAUGCGACGAGUUUAAUCAAUGUCUCAAGAAACCAGUUUCCAUUGAUGAUACUCGUUUACUGUCAGAGGUUAGAGGUAACCUCAUCUAUCAUCCACUCGAUUUUCUCGCCGAUGAUAAUAUUCAACCAUCUUUUCUUUUAACUGAUGAUUUAUUCCAAUAA
Messenger RNA from Cavenderia fasciculata, 3483 nucleotides. RefSeq names its product phospholipase D1 (gene pldA). The coding region runs from base 1 to 3483 and encodes 1160 amino acids. The record is from RefSeq and is a predicted model, not a curated record. Gene Ontology annotation, molecular function: catalytic activity. Lineage: Eukaryota; Evosea; Eumycetozoa; Acytosteliales; Cavenderiaceae. Gene Ontology annotation, biological process: cell motility. The transcript has 4 exons.